UGUUGUUUUUUAUAGGCUAUUUCGCAGUUAGCAGCAGCUGAUUCAUUUGUAUUAAAUAUAAAAUACACUGAACAAUAAUAAUAAUACCUAGGUAUAUAAAAAUAAUUUAAAACUGUGUUUAAAAGGCCAUUCGUGUUGUGUACAUUUUUUUGUAGCAAAGCAUUAAAAAUGACAUAACUUUCGACAUAUUUGUAAUGUAUAGUGUAUAGUGUAAAGAUUAAGUUGUACAUCAUAAAGAAAAUGUUAACUUUAGACGUCGUUCCAGAAAGAUCUCUGGGCUGUGAACAAUGGGAAUUUGUUUUAGGUAUGCAUUUUUGUCAAGCUGUAGCAAUAAUUCAAUCCCAAGUUGGUAUUAUAAAAGGGGUUCAAGUAUUAUACAACGAUAAGAACCCUUUAAGUGUUGAUCUCAUAUUGGACCUACCCCAAGAUGGUAUUCGAUUUGUGUUUCAUCCUGUUAACCAACGUCUUAAAAUGAUCGAAAUAGUUAAUUUGAAAAAUAUUAAACUUCAAUAUUGUGGAGUGUUGUUCAACGCUCCCGAAGUGAUGCCCACCAUUGAGCAAGUAGAACAUACGUUCGGGGCUACUCAUCCUGGUGUGUUCGAUGCAGAAAAACAAACAUUUACGUUGAAUUUCAGAGGGAUUUCAUUUUGUUUUAAUGUGGAUUCCAAAUUUCAAGCCGGUAAUGCUCAGUGUGGUCUGGGAUCGUUACAAUUUGCUAAUGGAGCAUCGCCUAAUGUUAGCCGAGUAAUUAUAUUUUCUGGCCAUCCAAUACCUGGUCAAGAUAUGUUAAGCGUUCCAUCACACCCGUUAUCCUGUUAUAAAGGACUUACUUACUUGGAGCGAUUAGACGUUCAAAGAGACCAUAGAAGUACUAAAGGAUUUCAAGUACAGUUCUAUUUGGAGGGUUCUGGUGUGAACCGUGGACGUAAAGUCUCACAUACUCGUGAAAUUCAAUUUGGAAUGUCAUGCCAAGAUGUCACUUCUAUGUUGGGAACUCCUUCGCAAGUAUUUUACAAAUCGGAAGAUAAAAUGAAAAUACAUUCGCCCAAUAUUCAUAAACAUAUAACAGUGCCGAGGCGUUCAGAUUAUUUUUUCAACUAUUUUACUUUAGGUUUUGAUAUACUUUUUGAUGCGAAAACACACAAGGUGAAAAAGUUUAUUGUACAUACCAAUUUCCCAGGACAUUAUAACUUUAAUAUAUAUCAUAGGUGCGAAUUUAACAUUGCUCUGACAACUGGAAAAUCAAAAUAUGAGCUGUCUAACGACUGCAAAAAGUAUACGGAUAAAAAAUCGAAAUCUAUUGUUGUAACUACGUACACCAAAUGGGAUGAAAUAUCUGAAAAAUUAAAACACAGUGAACGACCUGUAGUGUUGAAUCGGGGUUCGUCUGAAAAUUCUACUAAUCCGUUUGGAUCAACAUUUUGUUACGGUUACCAAGACAUGGUAUUUGAAGUGAUGCAAAAUCAGCAUAUCGCUUCGAUUACAUUUUACCAAAGUGACAUUGAAGAUGAUGUAUGACGAAAACUUUUCGCCACACGGGGUCAAGUGGCUAUGUUCAAUUUUCAUUAAUAAUCGACUUUCUUAUUAUUAUCAUUAAAGCAGUAUUUAAUAUAUUAUAACAUAACAAAUCUAUGUACAAUAAAUAAUAUAUAAGCGUAUACAAAUAAUGUUAUAAAUUUGUAUAAAUAUUGUAUAAUAUAAUGCUAGUUCUACACUCUCACCAAGGCAGCGUGAGGCAACCCAAGCGCGAGAGUGUGGUCGGUGCUCUCGCUUGGCCUUGCCUAGCCUCGUCUCGUAUCGUCUCCGAUGUUGAUUUUUAUGCACUAGUCAAAGAACACUAGGCGACGAUGCUCCAAUAUGUAACCAAUAGCGAGGUGCUGCGAGAGUAUAGAUGGUAAAGUACUCUUGGUACCUUUCCUCGCUUCAGUUUCAUAUAACCUCUCGCGCGAGUUGCGAGGUGAUAGUGUAGAGUUAGCUUAAUAUUUAUUACUAAUGUGACAAAUUUAUCUUAAAAUGUUGAGAUUAUUAUAAUUUUAUUUAAUUAAAGAAAUAUAUUAUAUUUAUAUAUAAAAUAAUAAUGCUCGAAAAUGUUUGGAGUAGAUAAAGAAUUCUCAUGUUCACAUGUUAAUAGUUGUGUUACAAAUUAACUAUGUACAUAUUAUAAGUAGGUAUUAUAUUAAUUUAUUUCCUUGGUCUGCUUUUUUGAAAGUUAAACAAUUUUUUAUUUAAUAAUUUAUAAUAGCUGUAAAGUAAAAUAAGUGUUUAAAAUUUUUAAAAUCUCUUAAUUCUAUAUUAAUUGUAGUUAAGCUCGUAACUUUUUUGUCAGUUUACCACUUUAUAAUUUAUUUAUCUUUUUAGGUAAUUUAUAUUUAACACUAUUAUAAAUAAUUUUCAUUUAACUACUUAACUAGUUCAUUUAAAAUUUAAUAAAAACCGAAAUGAUUUAUAUUAUGAUCUCAGUAGUUAGAAUAAUAUAACACGCGGGAUA
Messenger RNA from Adelges cooleyi (spruce gall adelgid), 2488 nucleotides. Its product is annotated as PHAF1 protein CG7083. Lineage: Eukaryota; Metazoa; Arthropoda; Insecta; Hemiptera; Adelgidae. The record is from RefSeq and is a predicted model, not a curated record. Gene Ontology annotation, cellular component: trans-Golgi network. The coding region runs from base 241 to 1518 and encodes 425 amino acids. The transcript is spliced from 9 exons. Gene Ontology annotation, biological process: Golgi to plasma membrane protein transport.